AAGAAGUAAAAUGCCUGAAGAAGAAAAAGGAGAGGGCCCAGAAGAUAUCGACACUAUUGGUAUUUAUGUAGGCGGUCGCAACGCAGAUGGCGAGCGUCAUGGGGAAGGCUGGGCUCACCUCCCAAAUGGAGACUUCUACCAGGGCUGCUACUGUCGCGGCAUGAGGAAUGGACGGGGCCUGUAUGUUUUCAAAAAUGGUGCUCGGUACGAUGGCGAAUGGCGCAAAGCCAUGAAAUACGGAACGGGCACAAUGAUAUACCCUGAUGGUUCCCGAUACGAAGGGGACUGGAGGUACGAUUUGAAACAAGGUUUCGGAGCUUACUACUACCCUAACGGAGACAUAUACGAAGGGGCCUGGUUCAAGGGGAAGCGCCACGGACUUGGGACAUAUUUCUUCGCAGAAUACCAAGUUAAAUUCAUGGGCACGUGGGUGGAAGGGGUCAUUCAAGGUCCGGGGCAAAUCAUUUACCCCCGUGUGCGUUACCACGGCGCAUGGCUGAAAGGGAAGCCUAAAGGUCCGGGGUGUUUUGUGUUUGAUACGAACUGUAUGCAGCAUGGCUUCUACUUACUGCUAAAAGAUCCGGAAUUGGAGGAGUUUGGAGAAGGAGAGGAAGAAAAGGAGGAUAAAGAAGUGAAGGAGGAACGCCAGGAUGAGGAGGAGGAAAUUGAAGUGGAUGAGACGUUAGGCAAAAUAGCGGUGUGGCGAGCGCGAAACGUGACAGCUUACAUGGCGGAGUUCCUGCCUCCCGAAGCCGUUCCACUCCCGAUCCACGAUUCUGUGCCUUCCCUCACUGACGAGACUAUAGAGACUGACGUUAUGCAGUUCGAGAUGUCCCACGUGGGGGAGGAGGAGACCCUGCAGGAUAACGACUCCUGGCUGAUGCACAGGCAGAAGUUCUUGGAAGAAACUGAGCAGAAAGAUUAA
This is a messenger RNA of Amyelois transitella, 925 nucleotides long. RefSeq names its product radial spoke head 1 homolog (gene Rsph1). Gene Ontology annotation, cellular component: nucleus; motile cilium. Gene Ontology annotation, biological process: axoneme assembly; spermatid development. NCBI's taxonomy places the organism in Eukaryota, Metazoa, Arthropoda, Insecta, Lepidoptera, Pyralidae. The transcript is spliced from 4 exons. The record is from RefSeq and is a predicted model, not a curated record. Bases 11 to 925 code for a protein of 304 amino acids.